Molecule: messenger RNA, 1246 nt
Organism: Pelobates fuscus (common spadefoot toad)
Lineage: Eukaryota; Metazoa; Chordata; Amphibia; Anura; Pelobatidae
Gene: BKGD
Product: chromosome 1 C11orf54 homolog
Exons: 9
Coding region: 121-1071 (316 amino acids)
Cellular component (GO): nucleus
Molecular function (GO): hydrolase activity, acting on ester bonds; zinc ion binding
Source: RefSeq, a predicted model, not a curated record
GAUUACUUUGUAUCAACUGUUUGGUUGGGAGAACGUGAAGGGCGGUAAAUAGAACGUUCUCUGCUGGUGAGCUGCCCUUUUAUGUAAAUAUUUUUCCUGUUUACACAUUGCUGACCAAAAAUGGCAGAAACUGAAUCCUGUGCACUUCAUGUCCCAGCUUUGGAGGACAUCUCAGAGGUCUUUAAAGUUGGAUUACAGAAGAAUUAUGCAGAAGUCCAUGUCAGAAUAGUGGACUGCCCUGAUCUAACACAAACACCUUUUUGUUUUCCUGUGAAAGGAAUCUGUGGGAAGUCCAGAAUUGCAGAUGUAGGUGGCGUUCCAUAUUUGCUGCCAACUGUGCGCCUCGAUAAAAUUUACAAUGUUAAUACAGUGGCUAAGAAGAUCAACCUUCCUGGUGCCUACAUGUUAGGAGCUGGAGCAGCUUCCCACAGAACCUUAGGAAUUAAUGCUGAGAUGAUAUUCUCCGUACAAGCUGAGAGUGCAACCUCCCCUUCUGUAAAUGGAAGUUAUAUUGCUAGUGUUAACCCAGCAGAUGGCAAUUGUCUUUUGGAGAAAUACAAGGAUAAUCACACAGAUGAUGAAUUUGGGCUGCUAUCCAACAUAUACGCCAGUGAGGGGAAACCAGGAAAAGUCAUUGAGGUUAUUGUAAAGAAAAGGACUGGGGAGGACAAUUUUGUGAGCUGCAUGAGAAACUCUCUUAAAACUCAUUAUGGAGACAAACCUGUGGGUAUUGGAGGAACAUUUGUAAUAGAAGAAGGGAAAGCUAAACUUCAUGUCAUGCCUCGUGAAUUUUCUGCUUGUCCUUUGAUCACUGAUGAUGAUGUCGAUCAAUGGCUGAAGUUUUAUGAAAUGAAAGCUCCUCUGAUUUGCCAAUCAGUGUUUGUGUCUCAUGAUCCUGGCUUUGACUUGCGCCUGGAACACAGUCAUUGCUUCAGUCACCAUGGGGAAGGAGGACACUACCAUACUGACACUACCCCGGAAACAGUGCAGUACCAUGGCUACUUCCACCCUGCCGAAUUUCUUUACCGAAUUGACAAACCUGCUGUCACACACAUGGUUGGACGGGACUAAAUUGAUGACAAAAUAAAUGCAAAAUGUAAAGUAAUUCCUGUGAAACACUGCUGGAAUCUCGACUAGACACAAAGAAAGUGUUCUCCUGAUUAAUGCACUUACUUGUUUAAUAUUGCUUUUAAAUCAAAUAUUCAGCUGCUAUUAGAAAGCGAUAGACACUUAUAAAAAAAAUAAU